AUGACGUCCCUGAAGGCCUGGAGGCAGCUCUACCGCGCCGUCUCCUCUCGCGUCGGUCCGGCCUCCCGUGAGUGGAGGUCCGCAAGGGGUGACAAUCAGGUGGCACGGCACUACUGUCCCCAGGCGUUUCCUGGCUUGUUAGCAGCCACUAAUGCGGCCUUCAGUACGGUGCAAGAUUGCAGUCUUGCAAACCCCAGGGGUGGGGCGCGCACCGGCUCAAUUGUUCCCCUCCUGGGGCUAGCUGCCGCGGCUGCCAGCUUGUACGCGAGCGCCGCAAGCAUGGAGGCGGAGAAUCUGCGGGAGGAGGCUGACGCCCAGGACAGGGGCGGCUGCUCGCCGUCUGAUGCACCACCCCUCGAAUCAGCUGAGGCACUCGCUGAGAAGUUCACUGGGAUCCAAUUCCCUCUGCAAGUGCGGAUGUCAAAGAAGUGUGGAGAAGGCGGUCAACAGUAUCACCUCUUAGGGACGGCAGUCAGGUGCAUGCUUGGGGCCUGUUCUUACAAGUACGCACGGGCGUAUGCGGUGGGCGUAUACAUUGAGGAGGGGCAGGAGGCACGGCGGUGGCUGCCCGGGAACGGCGCAGGUCCGGCCACCACGGAGGCCCUGCGGAGAGAGCUGCUGGCGGCGGUGGGGGCGGGGCGGAUGCUGCGGCUGGUCAUGGACAGGGACGUGGACGGGCACCACAUCGCCAAGGGCUUUGAUCGCUCCUUGAUUCCGCGUGUUCGAGAAAGGCAAGGGGGUUUCAAGAAAGGGGACGGGAAGAAUGCGCUGAAGCAGUUUACGAAGGUUUUCUAUAGCGAGAAAAUCCUGAAGAAGGGCACGAAAGUAGAACUGUUAUGGCGACCUGACAACUCCCUGGUGACAAGCAUCGAUGGCAGGGUAGCGAGCGUGAUCUAUAGCCCAAUCCUGUGUCAAUCGUUGUUUGACGUGUACUUUGGCUCAGACAACAUCUUCAGUAAAUACAACAAUACAGCCUUUCAAUUCUUAGGACAGUACGAAGACCGACCAUGA
This is a messenger RNA of Klebsormidium nitens, 1011 nucleotides long. Lineage: Eukaryota; Viridiplantae; Streptophyta; Klebsormidiophyceae; Klebsormidiales; Klebsormidiaceae. The record is from the annotation of a GenBank genome assembly.